UAUUGAAAUUUUACAUAUAAUAAAACGUCUGUGACGCUGGGGGUGGGAACUAAAACAACAAAGGGAGUGGGAGACUGACGGCGAGAAAACGCUAAAUGCAAACGAAAUUAGAGGUUUCGCUCUGCAGUCGCUGGUAAUUUAAUCAAAAUAAAACUAAAUUUUCUUUUGCUAUUGUAAAUUACAUAUAAUUUAUCAAUCCCCGCCCCAACGCCUGUGUUAGAAUGGUGGCAGCUGAUGAAGGAAAAUGUUCUGUGUGUUUUCUGUACUCUGGUUAUUAUUAUUUUUUUUUGUCUACGUUUUGUUUGCAACGUCCUGUACCCAGAUAUGCACCUAUAUAUACAGGUAGAUGUAGGUAUGCACAUACUUGUACGUAUAUAUGCAUAUACUCAUUUAUUAUUUGUUUUAUAUAUAUAUAUAUACACACACACACACAUACAUACCUGCAGUUUUAGUAAAGGGUUCAGUUUCAAAUUCUGAGAACAUCACUGAAAAUGAGCAGUACCUGAAGAAGACCUGAUGAUACAACAACUGGAGACAGUAGUCCAGAUAUAAUGUAAAAUCACUGUUGUUUAUUGUAAUAUUGGUACUGUUAUACAAUCCAAAAGUAUAGAUAUAGUGUAUAAGCUUACAUAAGCUUCUGACAACUUGUAUCAUGCAAUUUAAAUAACAACUUAAAAUGUGAAGUUCAGUUGUUGAGAGUGUCAGAUGAUAUUGGCAUUGAGGAUAUAUCAUCAAUAUUUAUCGACAUUUACAGACAGAAGGCAGAUUUUAUACAGGAGAUCUACAUUUUCGUUUCUAUAAAUUUAUCUUCAAGUUUCUGAGAGUUAUUCUUCUGAGUGAAACAUUUCUCUUCAUUGUAUAGAACACGUAUAAAUUGAUUUUUGUAUUACAAUUAAAUUUGGAUAUAGUUACAAAGCAGUUUGGUACCCAUUAUAAUAUUUGAUGAAAAUAUUGCAGCAGUAGUAUAAAAUAAAUUCAGGAAACAAACAUUUAUUAUUGUUGUGAGAUAAGAAAUUUCAUUGAAGAAUGGAUUCUGCUGAAGACUUGCCAAAGGAGGUGAGAAAAUCAUAUCCCUGUGAUAUCUGUCAAAAGACAUUUUCUCUAAAAAGUAGUCUUACUAAUCAUAAAAUUAUUCACUCAGGAGAGAAACCACAUAACUGUGAUAUCUGUGGUAAGUCAUUCCCACGAUUACAAACCUUAAUUACUCAUAAACGCAUCCACACUGGAGAAAAGCCUUAUGAAUGCGAUAUCUGUGGUAAAUCAUUCACUGUAAAAGGCACAUUAACUGAACAUAGACAUAUACAUAUGGGAAAGAAACCGCAUAACUGUGAUAUCUGCAGUAAAUCAUUCUCUCGAAUGCAUAACUUGAAUAUUCACAAACGCAUCCAUACAGGAGAACGGCCACAUAGAUGUAAUAUCUGUGGUAAUUCAUUCUCUCUAAGAAGUCACUUAGCCGAUCAUGUACGAACUCAUACAGGUGAAAAACCAUAUCACUGUGAUAUCUGUGGUAAAUCAUUUUCUCAGAAUCAUAGCCUAACUCGCCACAUACGUACUCAUACAGGAGAGAAACCAUAUCAGUGUAGCAUUUGUGGCGAGUCAUUCUCUGACAGAGGUAAUUUAGCUAAACACAAGUACCUUCAUACAGGAGAGAAGUCAUAUCACUGUGAUAUCUGUGGAAAAUCAUUCUUUCAAAAAGUACAUUUAAAUUCUCACAAACGCAUUCAUACUGGAGAGAAGCCAUAUCACUGUGAUAUCUGUGGUAAAUCAUUCUCUCAUGGAAAUGCCUUAAAUACUCACAAACGUAUUCACACAGGAGAGAAACCAUAUCAGUGUGACAUCUGUGGUAAAUCAUUCAGUGCUGGUGGUCCAUUAACUGUUCACAAACGAAUUCACACAGGGGAAAAACCAUAUCAGUGUGAUGUUUGCAGUAAGCCGUUCUCUAAAACAAGUCUUUUGAUGGGACACAGAAGACGCAUUCAUACAAAAGAGAAACCAUAUCACUGUGACAUCUGUGGGAAAUCAUUCUCUGACAGAAGAGGUUUAACUGUUCACAAGCGUAUUCACACGGGAGAGGAGCCAUACCAUUGCGGUACCUGUGGUAAAUCGUUUUCUCAAAGUUCUGGCCUAAUUAAGCAUGUACGUAUUCAUACAGGUGAGAAGCCAUAUCACUGUAAUUUAUGUGGUAAGUCAUUCUCUGGAAGUAGUUCCUUAACUACUCACAAAUAUAGUCACACGAGAAAGAAACCAAAUCACUGCAAUAUCAGUAACAGAUCGGUUAAAUAAACACAAAUAUGUUCAUACAGGACAAUAGCUGUGCCACUGUGAUGCCUGUUAUAAAUCCUUCUAUCAAACCAGUCAUUUAACUAUUUUCAGAUGUUUACAUACAGAAGAGAAAACCCUGUCAGAGUGAUAUUUGUGGUAAACCUUUCUUACAAAAUAGUGAUAUAAAUAAACAUAAUCACAUUGAGGCAGGAGAAAAACCAUAUCACUGUAAUAUCUGUAUUGUAUCAUUCUGUAUUAGAAGUGCUGUAACUACUCACAAAUGCAUUGAUACAGGAAGAAAACCAUAUGAUUGAUGCCUUUGGGAAACCAUUUUCUGAAAGUAAUCAUUUAACUAAACAAAUGUACUCAUUUCAAAGGAAAGUUAUAUCACGGCAAUAUCUAUGACAGAUCAUUCUCUGUAACGAAUGAUUCAUAUUGGAAUAUACACUCUGUGAACUAAGUGGCAAAUGAACAGAAACAUCAGCACUCUAAUGUUGUCAGAGGCAUGACAACCUCUCUGGUGCUGGCUGCACAAUAAAAUAUAUCUUGUACAAUGUGAAAUUGAUGUUGACAAAUACAACAAAUAGCCAGUAAAACCAUUCAUGUAAAAGGGAAAUUGGAAGUCAAGUACUUUUCUUGACUCAUCUAAGACAUGGAGUAGAACUUUUCUGUUUACUAUGGAAGUAAUAAUAAAUUCAUUAAAU
Messenger RNA from Octopus bimaculoides (California two-spot octopus), 2966 nucleotides. RefSeq lists its product as uncharacterized. Gene Ontology annotation, biological process: regulation of gene expression. The record is from RefSeq and is a predicted model, not a curated record. Gene Ontology annotation, cellular component: nucleus. Lineage: Eukaryota; Metazoa; Mollusca; Cephalopoda; Octopoda; Octopodidae.